Chara braunii is the source of this 3936-nucleotide messenger RNA. The record is from the annotation of a GenBank genome assembly. Lineage: Eukaryota; Viridiplantae; Streptophyta; Charophyceae; Charales; Characeae.
GGUUGCUAUUUGUUAGCAUGUGCCAGAGCUUGUCACAUCCAAUUUGGGCGCUUUUUUCGUUUCUCUCAAUUCUGUCCUUGUUGCCUUCUGAGAUCAGAAGGCAAUGAGACGCGAUCACAUGAAAUGAUGAACUCCCUUUCCACAUUUUUUGUGGUGGUCCACCAAGAAAGCUUUCAUUUGUGUCUCGGUGAGCUGAACACAGGUGAAGAUCAAGGACAUGACAUCCGUUUCCACAUCAAGAGGUGUUGUUGAUGGGAUUGCACAUGGGUCCGACGGUACGACAGUCGCUCCCUCCGAAGGACCGAAGCAAAAGAACUCUUUGUGAGCUUGAGGCUCUCUGUGUGUACAAUUAAUUUGAGGGUAGGUAUUAAGACGCUGCAGAUGCUCAGCAGAAGCGGAAGAGGAAACGGUUUGGUUGAUGAUAUCUUGAUGGACACGGACUCUCUUUAGCCAUUUGCUUGCAACACCUUUGCAGACAGUACGUUCGCUUAAUUUUGAGGGCAUUUGUCACAAUUUGUGACAUUUUAGAGGGUAACGAUGAUUGCAGGUCAGGUCAGGCCAGGUCAGGUCAGGUCAGGUCAGGUCGGAGUCUCUAGGUUGGGUCAGAUCACUCUCGGACAUUGCAGGGUUCGGUCUGACAUUGGCUAUAGGUCAGAUCAGACUCUGAUAUCGCUACCGGUAGGUAGGUUGGGUCAGAUCAGACUCUGAUAUUGCUACCGGUAGCUAGGUUGGGUCAGAUCAGACUCUGAUAUCGCUACCGGUAGGUUGGGUCAGAUCAGACUCUGAUAUCGCUACCGGUAGGUAGGUUGGGGCAGAUGAGACUCUGAUAUCGCUACCAGUAGGUUGGGUCAGAUCAGACCCUUCAGGUUGAGUCAGAUCGAACUCGGGGAUUGCUAGCUUGGGCCAGAUGGGACUCUUGUUCCAGGUUGUGUGGCAAGCUGGAUUGAUGAGACUGCUACUAGUCUUCUGCUGUGGUUUUGCACAAAAGUAUAUCCGUGGAGGUGCUGCCCAUUCCCACUGAACUCGUGAAACAGUGAUCGUGGCAUUAUCACGAUGCCUCACUGGGAGGCAUGUGGUAGACAGCUGGUACCUGCAGGUCCAUCACCUGUGAGGGAGGGAGAUGAUUUGUUGUGCGCCAUUGAUUGUGUUGACGGCGCUAUCGUUCACUGGCAUGGAGAUUGGACUCGUCCCCUAGAAACCGGUUAAAAUUUUUGAGUUACAUAUAACUCAAUAGCUGUGGACAGAAUUGUGGUUCUCAAUGACUUCCUUCUUCUGCCCGCCCGAAUGGAACAUAUGGUUAUUUUCACUGCAUCUGGACAGAAAGGUGACCCAAAUACGGCUAUAAUGAACGUACGGUCUCUUCGGGGGAAGAUGGUAAUAUAACCAUUCACGCGUGUCACGACUGUAGCCAACAGUGUACCUCCUGUGUCCUCUCUUCGCUUGCCACACGCCUUUGUUCUAAGAGUUGGGAACUUGGGACUAGGUUCAGAAUCGUUUGAUAUCAGAGGAGUGUUCCUAGUUGGGGACUGUGGAAAUGUUCAAAACACGUUGUCUUUUUUUGCCAUUUUGGCGGUGUAGUGUUCAUUAGCUGAAGUGACAUUUGUCUGUUUGGAAGGAAACAUGGUAUGGAUCCAGAUUGAAUUUGAUUUUAUUUGUGUUCAGUUUACAAUUGACAAUUGGAAAACUUUAGAGUCUUAAGGGGAAAAAAAGGUGUCUUCUGGAGGAUGCACACAGAGACACGCACACACACACAUACACAGAGAGAGAGAGAGAGAGAGAGAGAGAGAGAGAGAGAGAGAAACAUGUCAGCAUGAUGUGGAGAGGUGAUCGAUCACAAAUGGGUGGACGAGUCAGAGGUUUGCUGUAUAGCAUAAUAAAGAGCAUUCUCAAGAUUUACAGCAUCAAGGGUUCUAGCAUCAGGAGUUCUUUGCAGACAGAUUAUCAAGAAAUAAAGUCCAGCAGGGAGGCGGAUCACAUGGUGUGGAGAGGUGAUCGGCGGGUGAAUUAUCAAGAAAUAGAAGUCUAGCAGGGAGGUUUUCACAUGGCGUGGAGAGGUGAUCGACGGGUAAAUCGGUGGAUGCAUCAGAGUUUUGCUGUGUAGAUAGAGGCAAAUGGGCCUUGUCAAGAUUUCCAGCAUCAAGGGUUCUUUACAGGCAACAGAUCAUGAAGAACUCCCUCCGCCAGGGAGUUGUAUCACAUGGCUGCGAUAAUUUUUCCAAUUCCGGUGUCGAUCUGGCAUAUACAUGGAAGGGGGCAGCUGUGAAGUCAAUCGUGAUUCCUGAAGCAGCGAAGAUUGAUUUUCCCACGGUUCUUUUCAUGCGUGUUGCUGUUGGCUUGUCCAGCCGACACCAGCCGACAUUGGAGUCAAGCUUGGCCAGUUUGCAGUGUGGACAGAAGACAGCAAUGAACUUCAAAAGAGUGACAACAACCAUGGUUGAAAUAGACUGGAGCACUGGUUCAAAAAAAAAAAAAAAAAAAAAAAAAAAAAGAUGAAACAUCUGGAACAUUUCAUCAAGAGCAGAGCAUUUUAUGGCACAUCUUGAUGACUGUAAGAUUCAGAGCUUUUUAUGGCACACCUUGAUGACUGUGUAAGAUUGUGCCAGGGUCAACCGAUGUGGUCAUCGACGAUGAAGUUUGCAAAGGGAUUACAUGGUUGUGGUGGGAACAUGUUAUCAGAGCUUCCCCCCCUUCACCUGGGGUCUGUGAUGACUAGAAGAUUGCCGUAUGGCCAAUCCGAUGUGGUCAUCGAUGAUGAUGAACGACUAGAAGAUUGUCGGAGGGCCAUCGAAUGUGGUCAUCGAUGAUGAAGUUCGGGAAGACAGACUACAUGGUUGUGAUGAUGGAAUGUUUCACCACAGCUUGACAUGGCAUAUCAUUGACAACAGCAAAAAAAAUGCCGAAGGGUACUGAGUGUCCUGUUCGGCACUCGACAGUUGCGUCGUCGCCGUAUAUCUGGGUCUCUCCGAGAACGACAUGUCGAUGAUAUUUGCAGCAGAUCAUGGAUAAACCUGUUAUCAAGAACUCCAGCAUGAAGAUGGAUCAAUCGGUGAGAUGGCGGAAACUCGACAUGCUACAGUACAGAAGAGGUGACACUGUGUGUUCGUAGCCGAUAUUUGAGUCAGGUUCGGUUUUCUCUUUUUGUGGAGAAGAUAUAGCAAAGUUCGAGAUGACCACAUGGUCGUGCUAUGUAUCGCUGAGGUUAAUGGCAUUGGCUGCAACCUCCUCGGUUGGUCUGUUCGAUGGGUGGUUGUGAGUAAGCGCGUUUGUGUGGGGAAUUUUGAGGCUGCCGGCGAUGGGACCGAUUGUCAUCUUGCGGAUCCUGAUCCGAAUUUGCUCUUAAGCACACAAACCGUCUGGCACUAACUCUUGCAAAGAUGGGAAUCAACUCUCUGUUUCCUCUUCCAGUACCCGAAACCUACCUUAUCCUUGUUCUGCUACCCCCACUUGGGCCCCCUUCCUCGGACCGUCCCACUGUCAGUCAGUUCUUCACGCCAUUGGAUAUCUCAUAAUAGAGUGCGUUCCCUCAUCGUAAUCAUCAUCAUCACGCCUCUCCCUCCCUUACUCUCUUCCUCAAGCCUGCCCCAUCUCUCCCUCUCUGUCUCUCUCUCUCUCUCUCUCAGGUGCACCUUCUUCAGAGAUUUCCUCGGAGGAGGCACACGGCUGUGACUUCGGACUUGGGAAGCUACGGUAGCAGGAUUACGAGUUCUUGUUCACAUUAGAAGUGAGUCUGGGUGGUUUGUUCCACCAGUUGAGUGCAUGUUACAAGGUUGGCAAAGCUUUGACAGGAGAUCACUAAGGUGGUGGUGGUGGUAUGAGUGGGCAGGGAAGUUAAUGUCAUCAGCAAAAUUGAAGCUUUCAGUAGCAGGGAUUCCUAUCUGCAGUCCAACGAUCCCUGUUCUGAUACAAUUGGCUUGUUCUGUUAUCAACUUCACACGU